AUGGGUUGUGGUAUUCCUCAGAAAAGUCAUAAAAAAAAAGAAAAAGAAGAAGAAGAUGAUACAUCUCUUCAUAACUUCUGCAUUUUUAACGCUUCUCCUAUUGCUGGCCUCAAAAUUAAUCAACUUCAGAAGGGUAAUUUUUCCUUUAAUGUUAAAGGGAUAAGAUAUAAUAUAGUAAUAAGUGAUGCAAAAACUCCAGAAAAAUCUCAAGUUUUUAUGUAA
Blepharisma stoltei is the source of this 222-nucleotide messenger RNA. NCBI's taxonomy places the organism in Eukaryota, Ciliophora, Heterotrichea, Heterotrichida, Blepharismidae. The record is from the annotation of a GenBank genome assembly.